Molecule: messenger RNA, 390 nt
Organism: Prunus armeniaca (apricot)
Lineage: Eukaryota; Viridiplantae; Streptophyta; Magnoliopsida; Rosales; Rosaceae
Source: the annotation of a GenBank genome assembly
AUGGAUUAUAGUCUUAGCCGUUGUUUGUUGAACCACGGGUUUCGAAGCCUCCGCCUCCUCCUUCACAUCUCAUCGCCUCUGCUCUAUGUCUCUGCUCUACGUUCUUCACAUCUCAUCGACUCUGCCCUACGUCUUCGCCCCAAGCUGAACCACGAAUUUGGGUGCCGUCAAAUCCUAGAGGUGCAGAAAGACUACCACCAGGAAUUCUUGCAGCUGAGUCAGACUUCUACUUGCGCAGAUUAUGGGGCAAGCCCAGUGAGGCAUAAAGAUACUUCUGAUUUCAAUAUACUGCACCGUGAUUCAUUUAAGUUGGCAAUUGCAGGACUUGACCAUCAAACCAAGGUACCUUGUAACAUUCACUGUGGGUUUGAAUCAGAAAAAGAAUAUUGA